This is a messenger RNA of Aureobasidium musti, 1296 nucleotides long. NCBI's taxonomy places the organism in Eukaryota, Fungi, Ascomycota, Dothideomycetes, Dothideales, Saccotheciaceae. The record is from the annotation of a GenBank genome assembly.
AUUACUAUCCUCUGCCCUUGCGGCACUCUCUCUGUUACCAUCUACCACUGUAGCAGCACCUCUCAAUUUAACAAACGUGAUCUCAAGUUCAACUAUGGCGGAGAAAAGGUCCGCGGUGUCAACCUUGGUGGUUGGUUCGUGCUAGAGCCUUGGAUCACACCCAGCAUCUUUGAAGCAACACCCGACAAUGUAGUGGACGCUUACUCAAGACUCUCAAACCAUUGGAACACCUGGAUCACCGAGGACGACUUGCACCAGAUCGCUGCUGCAGGCAUGAACCACGUCCGUAUUCCUAUUGGGUACUGGUCAGUCAUCAAAGACGACAAUGCACCCUACGUUCAAGGCGCAUACGAGUUCCUCGGCCGAGCAUUGGAUUGGGCCAGCGGCGCAGGCCUUAAGGUCAUGAUUGACCUCCACGGAGCAUAUCAGNCUCCCUACUCUCAGAACGGUUUCGACAACUCCGGUCAAAGAGGAGGCGUUGGCUGGGGUCAAGGCGACUCAAUCACCAGAACCAAGAAUGCACUUAACAAGAUCCGCGACGAUAUGGGUAACCAUCCCGCUGUUUCAACCAUUGAGCUUCUGAACGAGCCUAUGGGUUCUGCAAUUGGCAUGGACAAGGUCCGUCAGUUCUACAUGGAUGGUUGGGGUAACCUCAGAGAUACCAACCUGGUUGUCACCUUCCAUGAUGCCUUUGCUGGUGUCAACUCCUGGAACGACUGGGGCAGUGGUAUGUGGAACCUGAUGCUCGAUACUCACCACUACGAGGUCUUUGAUAGCGGUGUUUUGCACAACGACAUCGGUACACACAUCUCAAGUGCGUGCUCGUUCGGUGCCUCUAUGGCAACCAACAACAAGUGGACCAUCAGCGGCGAGUGGACAGGGUACGUUUCUCGUCCAGCUUUUGUCACAUCAAGUACACUAACAUCGUCAAUAGAGNCCAUGACAGACUGCGCAAAAUAUUUGAACGGUAGAGGUGUCGGAGCAAGAUACGAUGGAACAUACAACUACAACGGCCAAUCGUCAUCCUACAUUGGAAGCUGCGAUGGCAAGUACACUGGUACAGUCGCCGGCCUCGAUGCAACCUACAGAGACAACAUCGGCAAGUUCAUCGAAGCCCAACUCGACGGCUACGAAAAGGCUGCUGGUUGGAUCUUCUGGACAUGGAAGACUGAGAGUUCUCCCGAGUGGGACAUGCAAGAUCUGUUGCAGAACGGAGUCUUCCCCAACCCCGUCACCAACCGAAACCGUAAGUCUAUUUUGGAUGUAUCUGGUCUUGGGGGCAGAGUAACAAUUGGC